Molecule: messenger RNA, 4505 nt
Organism: Canis lupus familiaris (dog)
Lineage: Eukaryota; Metazoa; Chordata; Mammalia; Carnivora; Canidae
Exons: 2
Coding region: 1765-2844 (359 amino acids)
Source: RefSeq, a predicted model, not a curated record
CUUACUGGCGUUCUGUCCUGACAGCUUCAGCUCCAGCUCCUGUACCUGCUUCACCAGCAGAGAGAUGUGCUGGAGCAUGUCCUUGUUCUGCAGCAGGAGCUGGUGCACGCGAGCCUGGGCCUCCAGCCGCGCCGCAGCUUCAGCAGCCAGCUGGUCCUUCAGCAAGUGAACCUGCAGGGAGGAGGGAGAGGAGACAGGACAGAGGAGAGAGGGACAGGGUGCAAACAGGAGUCACUGGGGGAUGCCCGGGACCAGAGACACCUUCCGUGUUCAAUUCAAGACAAAAGAGCCCUUCUGGGGCGAAAGGGGCACCUGGGCUUGGAAUUGGGGAGAAGCGGCCCCAAGAAGCUGGGUCACUGGCCCUGGGGGUCUCUCUGUGUGUCCCGGGUGAGGGCUGGGGUGUGUCACUCACCUACGGUGGAGCAGCGGGCAGGGGCACACCCAGCAUGCUGGGGGCCCCGGGGGGAGGGGGUCUGUUCUUGGUGCAAAUAUCGGGUACAGAGAGAAAACAUGGGGGGAGAUGGGGCGUGAUUCUAUCAGGAACCCAGCCUGAAGAAACGGAGUCACAGGGCACCGACCGUGUUCACGCAUAUGCGAUUCUGGCGCUAAGUGGUGGGUACAGGGGUCUCUGUCGAGGGUUUUAGGGUUUUAGGAAGUCCUUGAAAAAAGAGAGCUAAUGAAUUUGGCCUGGACCAAGGCAGCUUGUGGGAAAGAGGGUUUCCUUGGACCAAAAAUCCGGUGUGGACAAAGAGGCAGGGUGACUGGGGCGAGUCGGGGAGAGGCAGGAGGGGAGGGAGGAAGGGGAGGGCUCGGAGCAGCAGCUAGCUGACUCUUUGCUCAGACAAAUGCUCUGGAUUUCCGAGGAGCAGUUUGCUCCCAAGACACGCACGCUUUAUCGGGGAGUAAGAGCCCGUAGCGGCCCCGUCCUCUGGCCGAGGGACCUGCCAAACCCAGCGUCCGCCCCUUCCAGCCGCCAGAGCUUGGAGAAUCUUGCUCUCGGAUGCAGCAGCUGCUUCCCUCCUGGCAGAUUUGAGGACCUGACCUUGCAGUUGGCUCUGCUUCUAAGUGGGAGCCACUAAUGAGAUUAGUUGCCACUUUCCAUUAGUGGCUCCUAAGGUCGGGCCCGUCUUGCCCCCAGGGGAGGAUGCCGAGGGAAUCUCAAGUAAAUCUGUCCUCUGUAAGGUGCUGCUAAGGAUACAGCGGACAUUCCGGUUUAGAAAUCAGCCUCAUUUGCUGCCUCCUAUCAACUAAGGAAAGAUCUAGACAGCGAUGAGAAGAGGGAAAGAAGCAACAAUAAUAUUUUGACCUGGCUAUCAGAUGAAACAUGAGGCAGAAAUUUGGAACACAAUUUUCAAUGCACGUAAACAGAAAAAGAGAAAAUUCUACAUGGAGCUAAGUGGCAUCUGCGGAGGGCUCCCUGCACGCACACCGAGGACUCGGGUACUUGCACCUGGCCCGUGGACAUCCCGAGACAACAGGCCAUCUGAGAGCCCUAGACCAGGAGCUGGAACGUUCUGGUCUCCCGGUGGCUCCCUCCGCACCUGUAGGUAAUUCAGCUCCACCUGGACCUCACUUUCUCCACCUCUCACCUGCCCAGGGGCUCAGGCCGUGGAUGAUUCCAGCACUAGAGGCCACUCGCCAAAGGCUCACUGAGAAAAUCCCUAGAUUCCCAUCCCGACAUCAGAGAGUUAGGAGUGGGGGCCCCUCCUGCAGAAGCCGGGGAGGGGAAUAGGGGGAGCUGCUUCAGCAGGUAAUCAGGUUCCCAUGGCAGAGGGCUGGCAACGCCGCAAAGCCGGCCCUUGGGCCCCAUGCUUCCUUCCACCUCGCACUAGGUGCCACGAGAAAACGUUCCCGAGUCAGGGGGCCGAACCUGAACUGGGCCUGGCUGAGACGAGACGGCCCCGGGCUUCUUUUAAUUUUGAGGCCACAGUCCCUGGGUUUUGCACAUGUAGGUCUGGCCUCGGAAGCAUGGAAAUGAGGCAGCGUUAUUUUGGGGCCUGCCUGCGCACCCUGCUGCGGCUCCGAGGGCUCGCUUCCUGGGCGAUAACACGGGAGGAGAUUCCACCCACCUGCCUACCACGUGGGCCAGUUACUGGUAUUCCACAGGCUUCUCUUCCAAUAAUUAAACAUCUUUUUUGCAAAAGCAGGGCCGUAUUAAUCCCUGAAGAGGCGCGAGGCAGCUUCUCCCUUCCCGAGAGCUAUGGGGUCUUGGGCGACGACCACCCCGCCCUGCAUUCCUGCUGCAGCUCUGCAACCCUGCACCCCCCGGCUUGGACCCCUCCCCCCUGCCCAGCCCACCCAGCCCACUGCCCACUCGCUCUCCAGCCUACUUGCCUGGACUCCAGCUCCUCCGUGAGAAGUGGGGGCAGGGCCAGGCUGAGGUCAGGGAGCAGGCACAUGGAAAUGGCGUGGAGAGAACCAGAGCAAUUUGCCCCCCCCCCGCCAGCCCCCCACCGGACACACAAGCGGAGGCAGGCGGCGCUGUCUCGGCAUGCAGGAGGCCGGGGCUGGGCAGCGCACCCCGGGAAAGCCUCGGGGACAAAAGGUAGGUCUGGGCCUGGACGUGGGGUGCGGGAGUGUGGUCAGUGCUGUGUCUCUAACUACAGGACCCGUGAUGGCGAAGCAAGAGGAACCCACCACUGGUUUCCGAAUAAGCACAAGUGGCAGGGGGUAGGGGAGGAGUCUCGAAACAGCAGCAGCGCGGUGCCCAGACCCGUUCUGGAGCGCUGUGGGCCGAGCUCAUGGCCAUGCAGGUGCCGGCGACAGCCCAGCUCGGGUUCAAGGCUUGGCUGGGUGGCCAGUCACACCCUUGAACUUCUGGCCCAAUGGAAAACGGGAAGCUAGCGCAGCCAGGCAAGCCUCAUGCUGGGUCGGGGAAGUAGGUCAGAAGGGCCCAGGUAGUCACUGUUUCCAUGCUGACGGCUAAGCUAGAAAUGUUAGAAAUGUUGGUUCAGCAUCACCCUUGCCCCUGGGCCCCUAAGGCCAGGGCAGGCUCCUCUAGGCCAGCUCUGAGCCAAUUUAGGGAGAGGCUGGGAGAGAUCCGAGCAGGAGACCCAAGCCCGGUCCCAGGAUAACAGCAGAACUGGAAUAGCCUAUGACAGUACAUGGGGGUGUGUGUGGACCCCCAAGAGUGCACCUGUUGGCAAGCCACUCUGUAUCCUUCGCUCUACCCGGAAGGGCCUGGAUGCUCCCAGAGGAAAGGAAAACGUGUUCCUACCUCAAGGGCUGAGCUCAUCGUUAUCGCUCACUGGAAUUCUGGGGACUGUUGGCAGUUUAACGAAGAAGAGAGAAACCCUGCAGUUUGGCGGCAAGAGAGUUUGACACGAAGAGUAAAAGCUGACCUGAUGCAGGACACUGAGAUCAGUCCCACCACGUGCGAGAUCCGCUCCAUCGUAGAUGCACGAAAGGUGUCAACAAGACCUAUUAAGCCACCUCUGUCGCCUGUACGGUUGCUUUUACCCAAAGACACGAAUACUAAUAAGAAGCCCUUGGAUCAAGGGCUACAGAGAGAAUGGGGGAAAAGAGAAAGUUGUCACAGGAGAAGGGCUUAGGGCCGAGCGUGCUGGAGGACACAGGCGCUGAAAGCCUCGGCUACCACACGUCUGCUGCGUUCCCAGGCAGCAGACACAGAUGCAAACGGAGGGUCUGCCCAGAGCCUGCCCCUGGGCACGGCAGACAGUGAGACAGGCGCAUGUUCGAGAAGCGAUCUCGGACCUUCGGGGUCCUGUCCGCCUGAAGACUGCGAAGCACCUGACCCUACCCGUCGUCUCGCCAGGACUGACGCGCUGCGCUGGCCUUCCAGUCGCAUCACGGCCCGAACGAGAGUCAACCGGGCACCACCGACCGCAUCCACAGAUCGUGAGUCAGAGGUGAAGGGCUCCCAGCCCGUGCAAGUGGCUGGAACCGAGAGGGGCUCACGAAGGGACCCGCAAGCAUCCUGCUCUUCCCUUCCCCGAGAUCCACUCUCUCCCAGGAGAGAGACGGUCGAGACUGGGCAUUGCCGUCCCACUGCGACAGAUGCCGGAUUCUGCACCAAAGAACCCCUUAGGGUUUCAGGCUGCCGGUGGUAAAGCCAUGAUAAGUCACAGGCCUCGUGGCUUUGCAGACCGAACGCUUCCACGGACCAUCACAACAAUCUCCCGGCGGAGAUGAUAGGUGUGCACACAGCUUCUCUUGCGUGUUUAGCAGUGACUUCAAAUUCAAAUGACUCCCUGAUGAUAUCCAUCAUGAAUAUGCAUCAAGCCCUUUCUUAGAUAAAUAAUAAUUACUUGGCAAUUGAUAUGCUGGAAGAGAGAAAAGUAUUACGGUUGGAGAAUGGAUUUGUAUUCAGGGGGAAACUUUGGGAAAUGAUGGGAGUCGUGGAACGGCCCUGAGCGGGAGCACUAGGGCUUUGUACUCCUGUCAGCCGCACGCCAGGGAGGAGGGGACUCUGGGGACUGUCAUGUCGCCAUUAAGGAGACGAGAUGAGUUCUGUUAUUUGACAAAGAGCCAUGAUCUCCCCCCCC